Opisthorchis viverrini is the source of this 462-nucleotide messenger RNA. RefSeq lists its product as hypothetical. The record is from RefSeq and is a predicted model, not a curated record. The transcript has 2 exons. The coding region runs from base 1 to 462 and encodes 153 amino acids. Lineage: Eukaryota; Metazoa; Platyhelminthes; Trematoda; Opisthorchiida; Opisthorchiidae.
AUGACAUGUCACCCGAAGGAAGCACAAGGGCUGGGAUACGGUCAAGUUGGCCAAGCGGAGACAGGGGAAGCCGGGAUACAGAGGUCGGGUUCAAACCAUAGACUUUCCGGCGGGUCAGGUACUGUGCUGGAAGAUGAUUCGGUUAUAGGCUCACCUGUUUUCGACUGUGGAACAGUUCCCUCCGAUUCCAUUGACAAACUGGAUGAAGGAUGGGCAUGCCCCAUAUGCUCAGAGACUGCUGCAGGUGAAGCUAGGAAAGAUGAUAACCUGUGUGUGAGCCACGUAAAGGCUGGUCUCUCAUCUCCCGGAAGGCGACGCCCACGGUCUCCUAGCUGCUCAACGAGCGUCCGCACUGCAUUGUCAAACAUGGUCUCAUCACAGAGCGGUAUGCACUUGAUUGUGGUCAAAAGCAUUGCAAGCCAACCGUCCACAACGACGUUUUCCUGCAACUCCAGUGGAUAG